UGUUGCGACUUGACUUUUACUACUGUUUUGUACGUAAAAAAUAUUUUUAUGGAUAAUCAUUUACACUCAGUUUUUUUUUAAACCUACAUGUUUAUCGAGUAAAAAUACAUAAAUCAAGACGUUUUUAUAAGUGACAGUAAUUGAUUUUUCUUCAAUUCGGCUAUGAAAAGUGUUUUUGACUGAUUGUUUAUUUUCACAACAAAUAUUUAUAAAACAAAAAUGAACAAAGAAAAUAAUAGAGGUGCAGCUGGCCUGCGACGCUCUGCAGUGGCCGAAAGAAUCAGGCUCAGAGAAGAGUGGUCAGCAUUGAAAGAAGUAGACACUGCAACUACUUCAAGACAGGCUGACAGUGCUUUACAGAAGAAGCCAAGUAAUACGCGUCACACACCUGGUGUCUCCAGCAGAAAGAAACAACCGGUUAAAUCUAGUCAGAAAAAGAGGUCUGGCGACGGCGACCUCUCGCGUCCGGCUCUAGUUCAGACCAUAGUACGGAGCGAAGGGGACUGGGAUGCCGUCUCCUCCUUCUGCAAAACAGUCAUGCUAGCUAAGGAGGAGGCGGAGCACGGAAAUCCAAGAUCACUGCAGGCAUCAUGUGAUGCCCUGCAGGGUGUGGUUGCCAUGGUGGAUGUAGGAGCCGAGAGUAAGGCGCUGCCACUGCGCUGCGCACUGGCGGCCCUCGGAGCUACCGUCGUGGUGGAAUGGAACCCUCUUGUUACACAUUUAGUCUGGACUGACAGCGGUUGUCGCGCCACCCGCGCCAAGGCCCGCGCGCUGGCCUGCAAGUUGGUGUCCCCGCUGUGGGUGGAGGCCUGCGCCGCCUCCAACAAGAAGCUCAAUGAGAGAACGUUCCCGGCUGCGUCACGACAGUCUGAUCUACCAUCCCCGAGGACUUUGAGACAACUGCUGAAAAAAGCAGAAAUGGAGAAUGUGACUCUCGCAGCGUUACUGAACGACAGCAAGGAGGAGGAUAAAGAUGGCCGUCCUCGCCUGAGGAUAUCAUCUGGCACUGACACUACUAUGGAUAGCUCCAGGGAAACUAUCGACCUAGAGUCCCGAGUAAACACGGCACCCCGUCGUGGCGCAGUGUCGCCCCCUACCCGAGCGCCCCCCAAGUCCCGGCGGAAACUGUUCACACAUAAAGAGGCUGAGGAGAUUGGCAGUACUGAUGAUGAAGCAGAAACACCGUCAAAGACCAAGUUGAACCAAAGCAAGCUGACCCAGCGCGAGCGCCGCGACCUCGCGCGAGCUGAGCGGAUGGCGAGGAAGUUACUCGCCGCCUGCGACACGAGGCACAGACCGGGUACUGCGCCACAGACUGGGCUGCAGCCUAAGAUUGUACUAACAGGCAUGACUCGGCCCGAGCGUCACGCCGUAACUAAGGCGGUGCAACAGCUCGGCGGCGUCAUACAGAGUCACGUCAACAAGCGCACGAGCCACGUGUUGCUCGGCUCGUGCGGCGUGCCACGUUGCAGCAACCAUCCCGCGAACAUCUCCGGUGUUACAGAGCUGUGCGACCUCAGUAAGACGUCGUGUUGGACGGACGUGACGGACAAGCGAGCGCGGACGUGCAACGCGUUGCAGGGCGCGGCGCGCGGCUGCAGGCUGCUACACGCUCGAUGGGCUGUAGACUCCGCCUCCGCCUGCAGGUGGCUGCAGCAUCACGACUAUGAGGUACUGCAUCUGAAGAAGAUUAGUCAGCGGCGUCUGCGUCGGACACUACAAGCGUUUGCUUCCAACUCCGACGGCGCGUUGGAUGAUGCUAAAGCACACGGUACGUUCACCAGCGGCGCGGGUAGUGGGUUCGAUUCUAUGAAAGCUCGAGUAGAACGCACAGCGCUCGGGAAACUACGUUCAGAAUACGCAUACGACGUCUUCUACGGUAUGAAAGUACAUUUAAAACCCGACGCUGAACAAAGAGAGGCUGCUUUGAAACUUCUCACGCUAUGUGGCGCUGCAGUCGAUAAUAGUGCCACAGACAAUAACCCUGAAAAUCAAACGAAGGAAACUAGACUUAAUAACUUACAUACACAAGGCAGUGUUUUAAAUAUCCAGUCUCACAAUACAAAUAUGGAGUCUCAGAAUGCCAAUAUCGAGGCUCAAAUUGCCAAUAUGCAAUCUCAGAAUGCCAAUAACCGUGCUAAAGUAAGUAAUAGUAAUUAUGAUGUAGUUAUUGGCAGUGGUGUUGGUGAAGUGAAUUCUAAAUGGGUGUUUGAUAGCGUGGCGGCCGCUCGGAUGAGAACUACUAGAAGGUACAUCAAUAUGAAUAGUUUUACUCAAUGUAUGGGCGGUCGUGACAGAUAG
Spodoptera littoralis (African cotton leafworm) is the source of this 2301-nucleotide messenger RNA. Lineage: Eukaryota; Metazoa; Arthropoda; Insecta; Lepidoptera; Noctuidae. The record is from the annotation of a GenBank genome assembly.